AUGCCGACAAAGAAGGCACUAUUCCGUCGAACUAUUACAACGGACUCCGUCUGUAUCAGAUGUCACGGCCAUGAUGAAGAUUCAUUGCAUGCUAUGUGGUCCUGCCCAGAACUUGAUAUGGUGUGGUUGGGCUUGGAGUUUUGGAAUUUCAGGUGUGAUGUUCAGUUCAUGACCUUCAAGGAGCUGCUGUCGUGGUUAAUUGUAAACAAUCAUCAAACAGAGGUCUUCGAUGUAACGGCUUGGACAAUCUGGAACCAGCGGAAUCGGGUUCGUCUCAACCAACCGGCGGACUCACUUCACCAAAUCCCUCAGAUAUCAAAGUCUUGGCUAGCUGAAUAUCAUGCUUGGCAACUUCCUGUGACUACUCCAGUGCAGCAGAACCGCAAUACCAUAACUCUUUGGAGGCCACCACCAUCGGAGCUUUUCAAAAUAAAUUUCGAUGGCGCCGUCUUCAAACGUGAAAAGAAGUCUGGCAUUGGAGUCGUUAUAAGAGAUCACCAGGGCUCUAUUAUUGCCUCAUGCUCAAAACCGGUCCACCAGGAGCUAGGCAGUGAGGAUGUUGAGGCAACGGCUGCGGCAUGGGCUCUGUUUUUUGCUUUGGACGUGGGGGUGAAAAGGGUAGUACUUGAGGGUGACUCUUUGUCUGUUAUCAAAGGGUUAAUGGGGGGAGGAAGGAUGCUAACACCAAUGGGAUUGCUCAUUGAGGAGGCCAAAUAUUUAUCUAUACAUUUUGAAGAAUUACAUUACUCUCAUGUUAAGAGGGAUUGUAAUGGUUUAGCUCAUAAUCUGGCUAGACAUGCCGCUGGCAUUCCGGAUUUGUUAGUUUGGAUGGAGGAUAUUCCUUCACGUUUUCAUGAUGUACUUCAAGCCGAUUUAGUAGGCUUAUCUGAAUAA
Messenger RNA from Quercus robur (English oak), 894 nucleotides. RefSeq lists its product as uncharacterized. The transcript has a single exon. Bases 1 to 894 code for a protein of 297 amino acids. The record is from RefSeq and is a predicted model, not a curated record. Gene Ontology annotation, molecular function: nucleic acid binding; RNA-DNA hybrid ribonuclease activity. Lineage: Eukaryota; Viridiplantae; Streptophyta; Magnoliopsida; Fagales; Fagaceae.